CACACCCCAAUUCCUCUCGCCCCAUUGCCGGCCGCCUCCCUCCGUCCUCUCGCCUCGCUUGCUGCAGGUUCAAUCGCCGCCGCCAUUUCUGCAGUUUUUAAUUCCCACGUCCUGUUCCGGCCCGGCCGUGCACUCCAAAUUCUUCCAACAAGGCCAGCCCACGCCACCCGGCCGGGAUCCCAGAAAAGUUGCGCUCGGCCUUCGCGCGUUACGUCUCCCACCCAGCCCUUCGAUCCCGUGAUUUCAGAGGCGCCCCUGUACCGAAAGCCUAGCUCCCAAUCUUCCUUGGAUUCGUCUUUUUUUUGGAUCUUGGGGACUGCACUGCACACAGUUUGCCUCUCUUACCUUUUUUUGGAUCUUGGUGGUGCCGAGCCGACAAGCAAUGGGGAGGAAGUACUACUGCCACGCCGUGGCCGCGCUGGCCGUCGUGUUCGCGGCGGCCGUCGUCGUCGCUGCCGACCGGCGCCUGUCGCUGGUGGUCGGCGCCGCGGUGGCGCCCGAGGAGGUGAGUCUGCUCCGGAAGGUGGCCAAUCUGAUGUGGAACGGCGAUGGCAACUCGUACCAGCACGUGUGGCCGCCAAUGGAGUUUGGGUGGCAAAUUGUGCUGGGGUCACUGAUCGGAUUCUUCGGUGCCGCGUUUGGGAGCGUCGGCGGAGUUGGUGGCGGCGGGAUCUUCGUGCCGAUGCUGACGCUCAUCAUUGGGUUUGACCCGAAAUCAUCUACUGCGAUAUCAAAGUGUAUGAUUAUGGGAGCCUCUGUUUCAACUGUUUACUACAAUCUCAAGCUAAAGCAUCCGACUUUGGACAUGCCAGUGAUCGAUUAUGACCUGGCUGUGCUCAUGCAGCCUAUGCUAAUGCUUGGGAUCAGCAUUGGUGUUAUUUUUAAUGUUAUAUUCCCUGACUGGCUGGUCACAGUUCUGCUGAUAAUUCUUUUCCUAGGCACAUCCACAAAAGCCUUUCUGAAGGGCAUUGAGACAUGGAAGAAAGAGACAGUAAUCCAAAGGGAGGCUGCGAAACUUUUGGAGCAAACUGCAGGUGAGGAAGCAGAGUAUGCAGCACUUCCUACUGGACCAGAUGUUGCAGCAAACAAAAAAGCCCUCACAUCAGAUGAGGCGCCAUCGCUUAUAAAGAACAUACACUGGAAGAAGGUUGGUCUUCUUUCAUUUGUAUGGGUGGCAUUCCUUGUUCUUCAGGUCACAAAGAAUUACACUGCUACUUGCUCCCCAUGGUACUGGGUCUUGAACCUUCUCCAGGUUCCAGUGUCAGUAGGAGUGACACUGUAUGAAGGAUUUGGGCUGAUGAGUGGGAAGAGGGUGUUAUCAUCAAAGGGAAGUGGACAAACUACCAUGAAAUUUCAUCAGGUAGUCGUAUACGGUCUAUUCGGUAUAGCCGCAGGACUAGUUGGUGGACUCCUUGGUCUCGGAGGUGGCUUCAUUAUGGGGCCACUGUUCUUGGAGCUUGGCAUCCCUCCCCAAGUUUCAAGUGCUACUGCUACCUUUGCAAUGAUGUUCUCAUCUUCCAUGUCGGUUGUCGAAUACUACCUCUUGAACCGGUUUCCAGUGCCUUAUGCUGUUUAUUUCAUCGUUGUUGCAUUUGUUGCUGCCAUCAUUGGCCAGCAUGUGGUGAGGAAGUUGAUCAACUGGCUAGGGCGAGCAUCACUUAUCAUCUUCAUACUGGCUUUCAUGAUCUUUGUCAGCGCGAUUUCUCUCGGUGGGGUUGGCGUCUCUAACAUGGUUCACAAGAUUGAGCGACAUGAGUACAUGGGGUUUGAGGACCUUUGCAAGUACGAUGCAUAAGAAGCAGGGAAGCUGAAGAUGUGAGCUAUGUGGUGUGCAGUUCUCCGCAAGCAGAAGUGGGAUAAUUCAAGGAUAGAAGGGUUCCAUGAUGCAAUUUGGUGCGUAGGACCGAAGAGGUUCUAGCAGCGACAGUUCCUCGAAGGGAGGCUAGCUGCAUGGAUUGGCUUAAGAUGAAUUUUGGGCACUGAAUUUUCAAAACAAAUGUAGAGAUGAUUUUCUGCCACGGCAGAAUGUCGUCAGUGCAUUUCGUUGUAGGAAAUGUACACUGCACAUCUUCAGAUAACCAUCCUAUAGUACUACGCGAUAUGAAAUAUCACAUGAUAGACAUGAGAUGGGUGCCUCUUAUGGAUUU
Molecule: messenger RNA, 2147 nt
Organism: Zea mays
Lineage: Eukaryota; Viridiplantae; Streptophyta; Magnoliopsida; Poales; Poaceae
Exons: 12
Coding region: 383-1795 (470 amino acids)
Biological process (GO): protein ubiquitination
Cellular component (GO): Cul4A-RING E3 ubiquitin ligase complex; membrane
Source: RefSeq, marked validated